UGCCGUGGAGCGGGGCCUGGGGCAGUUUGGCUCCGUUCUAACCCUUUUUCCCGUACAGGUCCCUCGGUAGACCUCUUCUUAAGAGUCAGAAGUCCAAGUCCAGUUACUGCUGCAGUUGUACAACAGUGUUUGGAAUGUUUGCAGCCAUAUAAGCAACGAGUUUUUUCUUGGUGUGUGGUUUCAGCACAGCAUGGCUGUGUUCAUCCACUUGCAAGGUCUUCCGAUUGUGGUGGGGACCAUGGACUUCUCUGGAUUGACCAUUCCUGAUGGGGGCGUGCAUAUUGUAGGGGGUGAACUGGGGGAAUAAAAUCAGCAGUGUUGAUAUUACAAAAUGACAAAACAUCCUCCGAAUAGAAGAGGGAUCAACUUUGAGGUGGGAGCCCAGUUGGAAGCCCGUGACAGAUUAAAAAACUGGUAUCCAGCUCACAUUGAAGAAAUUGAUUAUGAAGAAGGAAAAGUACUUAUCCAUUUCAAACGCUGGAACCAUAGAUAUGAUGAAUGGUUUUGUUGGGACAGUCCUUAUUUGCGUCCCUUAGAGAAAAUACAGUUAAGAAAAGAAGGAUUACAUGAAGAAGAAGGUUGUGCAGGAUUUCAUAUAAAUGAUCAGGUAUUGGCAUGCUGGUCUGAUUGUCGCUUCUAUCCAGCCAAAGUUACUUCUGUUAACAAAGAUGGUACAUACACUGUGAAAUUUUAUGAUGGUGUAGUUCAGACUGUCAAAAACAUUCAUGUCAAAGCUUUUUCCAAAGAUCAGAAUACUGUGGGUAAUGCUAAGCCUAAGGAAAGAGGUAAUGAAAUUCUGUCAUCUCCUGAAAAGCAGGAGAAAUUUAAAGAACAGAGGAAAGCAACAAGUAAUGCAAAGAAAGACAAGGAUGAAAAGACAUUGAAGACUGAGAAAAGAGUUAAGCAACCUGAUAAAGAAGGAAGAUUGACUGUCAUCUCGGAAAAAGGCAAGGUCUCAGAAAAGAAUAUAUCUAAGAAUGGAAAAGAAGAUAAAGAGAAUAUAUCAGAGAAUGAUAUGGAAUAUUCAGUAGAUGCAGAAAUUGAGAAGAAGCCUGAGAAUGACAAUGUAAAGAGUCCACAGGAAAACACAAAAGAAACUAAACGAAAACGUGGAAGACCGCCGAUAACACCUCCAACAGAACCAAGUUCUCAGACACUGCAGCCAAUAACUUUGGAGUUAAGACGUCGGAAAAUACCUAAAGGAGGUGAAGUUCCAUCAAAGCGCCUCAGGAUUGAAAAAAACUUCUCUCAGGAAAAAUUGAAGAACUCUUCAGAUAACCCUGAAAGAGACCAGAUCAGGAGACGAUCUUCAAGACUCUCGUCUAGUAUUAGCCAUGAGAUUUUAAAUACCGAUCAUGUCACAACUUCAACAGAAAUUCAGCAUUUGAAAGAUGCAGUAUCUAACCAAAAGGAAUCUGAGAAGGUCCACUUAGAAAUUCCUGUUGAAUCUGACCAAAGGUUCAGUGAACAAGGGUUGCCUGGAAACGCAUCACAUAGCACAGCAUUCAGUACGGAUGCCAGUUUACAGGAAGAAAAAGUUGAAGACACUGAGUCUUUGUCUGUAACUGUCCGAACUCAAGAACCUUCUGCUGCUACAGUAACAAAACCUUGUAGGAGAGCAGAUUUUCUUGCAUCAAAAAAAGCUGCAACUGUUGAUCAAGAUCACCAGUUUAGAUGCAAGUUCUUGGACUGUUCAAAAUCCUUCCGCAAAGCCAAGUUGUUGCAUUAUCACUUGAAAUACUUUCAUGGAGUGGAGAAGGCUGCAGAAUCACAGCAGAACCCUGUAAAAAGAAAUAUUCAAACCAGAGCUUCUUUGGCUUCUGAAAAAGCUAAUCAAGAAAGGUCAAAAAGAGGACGGAUUGCAGCUAGUUCGCUCUCUGUUAAAGAACAUGAGAAGAACAAAGAAAGAAAAUCCAAAGACUAUGGAAAGUCCAAGUCAAAGAAAAAGAAAAAAAAGAAAAAGCGAUCUAAGCCUGAAUACUCUGGCAGUGAAGAAAACACAGAUAUUUUGCAGGAGCUUUCUUCUGAAAAAUCAGUUGUCACAAAAUGUAUUUCUUCAAAUAAAUCAUCUGCACACCCAAGCACACUGUUGCAGUGCUCUGAUUCUGGGCAGCACAGAGGAAAAUCAAAAACAAAUGAGGAUGACGCCCUGAGUGAGUCAUCUAUGGAUAGCUUGCCUUGGAGUGAUGAUGACUGCAGUCAAGAUGUUGAUGUAACCACGAACCCUGAUGAAGAAGUUGAAGACAGUGAUUUUGAGAUUGUUCGGUGUGUUUGUGAAGUAAAAGAAGAAAAUGACUUCAUGAUUCAGUGUGAAGAGUGUCUGUGCUGGCAGCAUGGAGUCUGUAUGGGCUUACUGGAAGAUAAUGUACCUGAGAAAUACACCUGCUAUGUUUGCCAAGAUCCUCCAGGUCAGAGGUCCAGCUUAAAGUACUGGUAUGAGAAGGAGUGGUUAAGUAAUGGUCACAUGCAUGGCUUAGCAUUUUUGGAAGAAAAUUAUUCCCACCAGAAUGCCAAGAAGAUAGUAGCCACUCACCAACUUCUUGGCGAUGUACAGAGAGUGAUAGAAGUACUGCAUGGACUGCAGCUGAAGAUGAGCAUAUUACAAAAUAAAGAACAUCCUGACCUAAAGCUUUGGUGCCAUCCAUGGAAGCACAUUACGGUGGAUGAAAAAAUUCAUACAAAACAUAUCAUUCACAUUGAGGAGAACUGUUGCAAAGAGGAUACGGCAAGUUAUAGAACUUGGAAUGGGACAGUUGAGAAACCCUCAACCAUUCCUUCUGUGGAGGAAUCUUACAUUACGAGUGAACACUGUUACCAGAAGCCUCGGGCCUACUACCCUGCGAUAGAGCAGAGAUUGGUUGUGGAAACAAGAGGUUCAGCCAUGGAUGAUGGAGUAAACAGAAUAAGGGAAAAUGGGGAUGAUGCUCUGUCAGAGAGAUUUGGCUGGAAUCUGGACCGAGAAAUAUGCAAGGUGGAAAAUGAAUCUAAACACAAUUACUCUAAGGUAAGAGAGUCUGUCUCCAAGAAGGUCUCUCCAGAGGAAGCUGUUGAAAUGAAAUUGCUGGAAAAAGACAAAGAAGGAGUUGUGAACUCGCAGCUGCAGUGGCAGCUUAAUCUUUUAGCUCAUGUGGAAUCUCUGCAAGAUGAAGUCAUACACAGAAUGGAUUUCAUUGAGAAGGAGCUAGAUGUUUUGGAGAGUUGGCUGGAUUACACAGGAGAGCUGGAACCACCAGAACCACUAGCUCGACUCCCACAACUCAAACAUUGUAUAAAGCAGCUUAUAACGGACCUAGGCAAAGUGCAACAGAUUGCACUUUGCUGCUCAACGUGAGACUAGAAAAUGUUGGAGACUGAGUGUGAAGUUGGAGCAUCUGAUGUGAACAGCUCUGUAUAUUUAAAUGAAAUUAGCAUGCUGGUUGCAUGUGAUGCAGAUUGACUUCAGGGAUUUGUGAAGAAGUGCGGUUCAAAGAACAGCAAAAUGGUUAUUUUAUCUCAUAAUUUCGGGUUUAUUAGGCAAUUAUAACGCUAUAGAAGAGGUCAUACUGUUGUCUUCAGAGGUUGGGUGUUGGUUGAUAAAUUAUACUUAAAUUUUCACUCCUUACAAGUUGCUCAUUGAAACAGUAGACUUUUUCAUAAUUAAAUUGACUAAAAAUUGUGCCACUGAAGAACAGAGUUCUAAGAGCCAAAAAUGUUUAGUUGAUAGAGGUUGUAAAUAACGUUGCAUAGUUUAAGUGACUUGUGUCAUGUUUUACUCCUUCUGAUUUAUGCAUAAUAGCACAUGGUAUUUAAUCACUAGGAAAUGUUAUAACAGUUUUCAGACGUAGUAAGUAUGAAUGUCCAGCUCUUAACUAUAAAGUGUUACGUGGAGGUUUGCAAGUAACAGUGGCCUAAACCCCACUUCUAUUAUGUUAAAUAAUGUAGCAGAAGGUCACAGGUGGAUUGCACUUAUUUUCAGAAUAAAUGAUUGUUUUCCGUAUUUAUCCUGUCACUAUCACAUGACUUGGUACUGGGGAGACCCAUUAAUGUUGUGUUUAUGUGUGUUCUUGAGCUCUUAAAUAUGGCCAUACUGUGCCUCCUGAAGCAGUGCUAGUGGGAUGCCCUUGUUGCGGUAGUAUGAAAUACCACCGUGAAUAGACUGGAGAUGUGCUUGGAGUUCCAGACUUCAACAAGGUCUGUAAUGGACGUUAUGUAGUUUUCUACCCAUUUGUUAAUAAUUGCCAUUCCUGUUAUAUUUUGAAAUGUAGACUUUUUUCAAUACUCUGAAUGUGUUCAUUGUAAAAACUUAUUCCAUGAAUGUGUGGGUUUGGGAAUCAGUUUAUUUUGUAUUUGUGUAAAUAAAGCCUCAAGAUCUAUGCAUGAGGUACUGUCCUCACAGACAGUGAGUGGGUUAUUAUCUUAAAUGGUGUAUGUUCACAAAGUCCUUUUUUAUACCUUAAGUUUUAAUUUUCUGGUUUGUAUUACUUUGAGAGCAAGGUGAAAAUGCUGCUUAUGUUGAAAUUGCAUUAUACAGUAUGUUUUGAAACAUUGGUGUAAUGUAAGAAUUUGAGAUGUUAAAAGUCUUUCAGCUGCAGAUCAUAGCUCCAUAAAUAAUGACUGUGACUUUAGUUUUCCUUCCCAAAUGUUGCUGAGUUAAGUUCACUGUGGAAAAUGGUAAGCUGUUUUUGCAGUGAGAGGGUGUCCUUAAAAAGCUGGAUUCUUUACCUUGACUUUGUGUGUGAUGGUACCACCAAAGGGUAAAAUUUAAGCACAGUUGUAAUUGAAAGACCCAUAACUGUACAAAUUACUAAUUUUUUAUAUGAAUCUGUAAUCUUUGUAUACUGCAAAGAAUAAUGUAAACUUGAAAUAUCCAAUAUUAUUGUAGGAGUUAACACGAUCUACACAGUGAAUACUUUAUUUCCUUCAGAAAACAAAAUAAUUAGGCUACUCUAGGUAAUAACUAAGGCUUUUGUGCCAAGACUCAUUUCAGGGAAUAAUUUGUCUCAGUUUUAUAGUACUAGUUGGUAUAUAGUGAAUACAACAUAUGUACAGCAGAAAAAUAAACUUAUUUUUCUGUAACACAGUUGAAAUAAAGCUUACAUGAUAUUUAAGAAUCACUUUGCUCUCUGAAGAUGAGACCAAUGUUCAUACCUUGUCUCAUUCCUGUUCAUGACACCUGGAUUCAUGUAUACUGUGUAGCUCUAGAACAAGCGGCAGUAACCAGACCACCAGAACAGCAUCAAAAGGAGCACCCUGGACAACUGUGAAGGUUUUUUGUUUUUUUCAGGUGAGAUCGACCAGAAAAGCGUUCCCUGGUUCAAAUCUGUAAAGCAAGCACUCCAAACAGGCGUCUCUUGAGAAGAACAUAGCUGGAUUGUUAACAAGUCAGCUGUGCUUACAGUUUGAGGGUAUGACAGCAGUUAAACCCCUGAGCAGACUUUUCACUCCAGAGUGGAACUUCUCCUUCCCAACCAAUUGCUUUUUGUGUGUUCAUUGUAUGUUUUUACUUUGCCAGUUUAUUUUUGCUCAGGGCAGUAUUUAAGAUUUGGAAGAAAAGGCAGUUCUGAUGGGUGAAUCAAAUGGCAAAUACUGGAGACUUGUUUACCUUUACUAGAGCUAGGGAAGCCCUUGCAGAUAAAGACUGAAAAUAUUUAUUUAAAAUAGAAUAGCAUUUCUCAUAUUCAGGAAAGAUUCUUUAUUGUGCUCUGCCUGGAUUCAUUUUUGUCCCUGUUUUUGCAAGUUUCCACAUUGUUACUUCGUAGUCUGGACCAACUGUUUGGUCUGGGAGGUCACUUUUUUAUUUCUUUAAAUCACUGGUAAGUGAAUGCAACAUGGAGCCUUGAUGAAAUGAGCAAACAUUGCACUGUGGACACAUAAGUAUAUUUGUCUUUGUUUAUGCACUAUUAGAACUGAGGGCGCUGUAUAUAGAAUUUUGCUUUGGAGCAAUAUUUGCAAAACUUGAAAACUUCUGUAUCUUGGUGUUUGGAGUAA
Molecule: messenger RNA, 5967 nt
Organism: Haliaeetus leucocephalus (bald eagle)
Lineage: Eukaryota; Metazoa; Chordata; Aves; Accipitriformes; Accipitridae
Gene: PHF20
Product: PHD finger protein 20
Exons: 21
Coding region: 332-3331 (999 amino acids)
Biological process (GO): regulation of transcription by RNA polymerase II
Cellular component (GO): NSL complex; MLL1 complex
Source: RefSeq, a predicted model, not a curated record